CUUAGCCAUAUUUCCAGACAUGCUGUUUGACGUGAACAAAGACUUGCUUGAACAACGAAAACGCCUUGUCACGAUGCGAUUCACAUUUUGGCAUGAUGACUUUCUUGUGGUAUCCCUGCCUAUCUCAAUACCAAGCUGACCAACUUUGCCUGUGCUUUUUGCCUAUGAAGUACCAGCUUGCUAAAUAAUGCACUAAGUCACCACCGCUCAAUGAGUUAUGUCGCCUAUGCUUGACGAUACAUCAUGCCUUCAUUUCCUCAUUUCCCGUCGGUUUCGCCCUUUGUGCCACCUCACAGGCCAUCACUGCUCUCCGUAGAGCGUGCGUUGAAGCUCAUUUGCGUGGGUCAACUCGUCCGCACUCUCCUCGGCCCAGCGUUUCAUCAGGGACCGGUACACGAACCACCCGCUCCAAGUGGCCGUGUUGUCAUAAUUCGCGGCCGUCUGCUGGACAGCACGCGGGUUGAGCAGCCGCCACACCCUCACAAUGAGCCGGGGCAGAGGCAGGAGAUUGAGAUCCUCCCCAGGGACCAAGCCCUGGUAGUGGUUGGCAAUCUCCUGCCUCCAUAGUGUGCCCCUGCGCUCUUGCUCCCGCAUGGCUUCGUGAUAGAUCAUAUUUUGAGAUGUUGUGGCUAUUUGUACCUCGAGACGGGUACGAGUGUUAUCCCAAAUUGUCCUCCUGUAGGCUUCAACGCCGUCCAUAAUCUGCUCGAGUGACGAGUUCAUGUCAGUGAUGUCCAAACGCUGUUGCAUAAUUGUCACAGCAAGGGGCACAGAGGGCGUUUGUGCAGGUGACGUACCUGGAGUUGGAGUGCCAGUCACCGGCGGCAACGAUGGCUGUGCACCAGCAGCAGAGGAAGGACCAGGUGCGAGUGCUGGCAAAGGGGGCACAUUUGCCUGUGCCUGCGCAUGACUCUGGCUCUGAUUGCGGCGUUGUCGUCUCUGCACAGGCGUGGGAGGAAUCCCGUCUUCAUCCUGCAUCUUUCGGUUCUCCCGACCGCACGCAGCCUGGAUGUAAUUCCAUGGCCGCGUCAUGGCCGCGUCAAGACGAGCAUCCGCUGGCAAUGCUUCCCAGAUCCGUCCGCCUGUCCAGCCUUCAGAAAGGAAGAUCCGGAGCAGACUUCCCCAGACAUGGUUUGGGUAUCUGGCACAGAUCUCUUCCAAAGACAAGCGAGCAGGCAGAACCGUGUCUGCCGGAGGAUAUCCGUUAUUUGCUGCUCGACCUUCUCGACCUCUUUCAACCAUAAUUGGUUGAAUAGUUCUUGGAACGUUAUCCUGUCCGAACAGUGCCAGAUGGUUAGCCCCUGAUGCAAGCCCAGGACCCAGUGUGAGCACUGCUUGCUCAUCAGGUAUCGGGCUUGCGGGGAAUCUCGGAUAUGGAUCUGAUUUUUGCACAUCUGCCAAAGUUCGUCGACGACGGGGAACUUGUCCGGGUGCAUGACGGUCCCUGGUAUUGUUGGCUGUGAUGGCUCCAGCAUCAUUCUCCUCCCCGUCGUCUGGUGCCGUUAUGUCUGGUUCUUCUGGGCUAGAUGGCUGACCAAUCAGUGUACCUUCAUUGUCGACAUACAGCGCACCGUUAUACACAGCCUCGGCUAAGCCGAGGGCCAUGCUGUUACGGACAUUGGGGUAGCCAAAGUCAUUGUUGCCGACCAGAUUAUCUGGCAGCUCACCAAACGUGUUAAGCAUGUUGUCACCAAACCCCUGUGUACGCGACAAUACUUCGCGACCAUUGUCAAAAGCCCACUCCUGCUUCCCGGCCUGCUGGUUGGCGAGUGGCUGCUGUUGAAAUGUCUGCGCAUUGUGAAAGUCGUUAUACCCAUAGCCUGGCAAAUUCGCACUGUUGUUGGCUUGAGAUGCAUUUGUCUGUGCUUGGACUUGCGUGUGCCGCCAGUCGCUGGUCUGGUCACGCUGACGGUUUGCCAAUAAUUCGUCAAUGGCGUCAUUGUCAUUGUCAAACGACAAUGCAGUUGCUUGCUGUUGCAUGGCCGUGUUUGGGAAUGGAUUGAACUGGCCGCCAUUGUUGGCAGGGUCAUUUCCAAUUCCAGCAUUGUUAACUGGGUUUGCCGCUCUCUGGUGUCCUUGCAUCUGCAUACCUACAAAUACGGGCCUUCGGUUGAAAUUGUAUGCUUCGUUCGGGGCAUAUCCAGUGAAAUUAGCUGGAACCGCCGCUGUCUGGUGUCCUUGUACCUGCGUGGCUGGAAAACCGGCCUGUUGGUUGAGAUUAUACUCGGAGUAUGGCGCAAAUCCUGUGGUAUCAACUGGCAUCACCGCUGUCUGGUGUCCUUGCAUCUGCAUACCUGGGAAAGCAUUCCGUUGGUUGGAACUGUACCCGGAUCUAGUACUGUUGACUGGCACCAUCACCCUCUGCUGUCCUUGCAUCUGCAGCCCUUGAAAACCGUUAAAUGGAUUGAUGUUGGAUGGGGUGAUGCUGUAUUGAUUUUGCAUCUCUGGUAAGUUGUUGUAUUGUUGUGUAUUGGCUUCGAAGUUCUGCCCAUAUCCCUGGUUGGCGCCAUUGAACGCAGCUCUCUGCAUUUCCUGCACAUCCACUUGUUGGAAGUUGUUGAGAUUGUUCAUAUUUCCAGGGAUAACUUGUUGGUAGCAUGGAUUGCCGCCAUAGAUUUGAGCUCCCUGAGGUUCCUGUAUUUGCAUCUCUUGCAAGCCUCUGUAUUGUUGCAUAUUGUGUUGGAUGUUCUGUGCAUUACCAACGUGUCCUGCAUGGAGCGCAGCUCCCGGAGGUUCCUGCAUUUGCAUCUCUAGCAAG
Messenger RNA from Exophiala dermatitidis NIH/UT8656, 2758 nucleotides. RefSeq lists its product as uncharacterized. The record is from RefSeq and is a predicted model, not a curated record. Bases 1931 to 2389 code for a protein of 152 amino acids. The transcript has a single exon. NCBI's taxonomy places the organism in Eukaryota, Fungi, Ascomycota, Eurotiomycetes, Chaetothyriales, Herpotrichiellaceae.